CAAGGUGUGGAUCAAGGUGUUUUAAAACUUCUAUAAAGUUUUUUUUUUAUAUUUAUCUUUGCAUUUUACAUUCUCACAUUUGUGGAAAUACAGAUGGCUCUGACGGUGGCUGUGACUUUGCACAUCAAAUUCACAUAUCUGAGGCGGUUUAUUGUAUCAUUAGAUGUAUCAUUAUUUGGAGUGACACUGAAACAGACCUUGGUUUUGCUGCAUUUGGCAAAUAUGUGAGAAAACUGCCUGAGAGGAGUGCAAUGUUACAGCAAGGCUUUCAUACAGCAUGCUUCAGACAGGCCGCUCAGUGCCCUGCAACAUGCAAAUUCAUGUAAUUCACACCAUGUUUUAUAAAUCCCAUCUAGCAAUCACUCUAGUGGCUUGUCUUGUACGGUCAGAGAUUUUGAAUAUAGACUAUUUUGCUUUGCAUCUUUCGAAUCAGCAGAAUUUGAACCACAUUUGUUGAUGUAUUCAACCUUCCUUUCAACGUGUUGUUUUCUUUAAGCUGCCAAAAAUGAGAUUUCAUUGACAUCAAUUAGUCUUGUUGUCAGACGUUGAUCUUAAUUUAUGGGCUUUGCACAAACUUGGGCUAUAGGUUUGUCGUCUUCCAGGAAAAUGUUACUGCGCUGUGGUAAAACGAACAACUAUGAUGAGUUGUAUACGAAUAUAUGAUUCAGCUUCGCAUAUACACAAGGGCUGACAACAGCCAGCCAUACCAAAAAUGUUAAAAAAUAUAUGUUUUGGGGUAUUUAUGUCCUGACGUGCGGAUAUUUUCUCAGCUGUGUGUGUGUGUGUGUGUGUUUGAGGCUGCGGGCGGUUAGUGAUGUCGUUGGUUGAGUAUUGAGCUCCCGUCUGACCUACUUUCGUACUUCGCAUCAGCUCAGCGCUGUUUACAGACGCUCGUGAACGGAGGAUGUGGACCCGGUAACGAAAAAAAACGCACGGAACCCGUUGCAGAAACGCCGAGACACGUUUCGCUAUAUAGUGGGAUUCCUCAGUUUAGGUGUUUCGUGCAGUUUUGUCCGGUUUCCCACUUUGGAGUGCAUUUUUGUGGAUUGUUUAUUGUAACGACGUGCUCGCUCGUGGCUUCCAGUGAGGCGCGGACGGAAUGUUCACCGAUAGCCGAAGUCCGUCGCGGAAAUGGAGGGUUCUGUAGUCUGAACAACUAACAUCAUGGAGCAAGAACAGAGAUUUAUUGACAAUUGACAGUAUCUUGAUGAUAAGCUAGUGUUUGGCAUUUUCGAACUGGCAACCUGUAAGGACAAGCAGCAGGCAUUGGCAGCAAGUCAUCUGUAGAGGGACACCGGCUGCUAGCCAUUGGAGAUUUUUUAGUAGCGGCUAAGCACUUGCAUUCGGUGGUUAGUGUGUGUCCUCUAUUAGAAUUAUUGGGGGUGCUUUGAGCAUAGAAGACACGAAUGGGACACAACAGCCUUCACAGAAGGCCUGAAUGGGAGAAGGAGUGAGAAUGGACAACCUUUCAGAGUUUGGAGGUCUUUGUCCGUCCAGCCGGAGGGAAUGGGACACAAGCAGUUGUGUGGAUGAUUUAAUGGAUGAAGAUGACAAGGACAGAGCAAAGAGGGCGUCCCGUAAUAAAUCAGAGAAGAAGAGGCGAGACCAGUUCAAUGUUCUUAUUAAAGAACUGUGUACGAUGCUGCAGGGUCAAGGUCACCCUCGCAAGAUGGACAAAUCCACCAUCCUGCAGAAAACCAUUGACUUCCUGCAGAAACAGAAAGACAUCACAGCUCAAACGGAAUCCUGUGAGGUCCGGCAGGACUGGAAGCCCUCUUUCCUGAGCAAUGAGGAAUUCACCCAGUUAAUGCUGGAGGCAUUGGAUGGAUUCCUGAUAGCUCUAACUACUGAUGGGAACAUCAUAUAUGUUUCUGACAGUGUCUCCUCUCUCAUUGGUCAUCUGCCGUCAGAUAUGGUGGACCAGAACAUUUUGAACUUCCUGCCGGAGCGAGAGCACGGAGAGGUGUAUAAACUUCUGUCAUCACACAUGCUUCUGACAGAGCCGUCUGCCGUCGACCUCAUCAACAGCAGCGAGACGCACAUCGAGUUCUGCUGUCAUUUAGCGAGAGGAAAUGUUGACCCAAAAGAACCGCCCACUUACGAAUAUGUCAAAUUCGUUGGUGAUUUUAAGUUUCAUAACAAUGUGCCUCUGUCCUCUAUAAACGGGUAUGAGCUGGCGUUCCCACGCACACUUCAGUCCUCACUGGAAGAGCAGAUCUGUCUCGUAGCCACGGUGAGACUGGUGACCCCCCAGUUCCUGAAGGAUCUGUGUAACGUGGAGGAUGUAUGUGAUGAAUUCACAUCGAGACACAGUCUGGAAUGGAAAUUUCUCUUCUUGGAUCACAGGGCCUCUCCUAUCAUUGGCUACCUGCCCUUUGAGGUUUUGGGGACAUCGGGUUACGAUUACUACCAUGUGGAUGACCUGGAGCUCAUUGCUCAGUGUCAUAAACAAUUGAUGCAGUGCGGGAAGGGAAAAUCAUGUUACUAUCGGUUCCUGAGUAAAGGACAGCAGUGGAUCUGGCUGCAGACACACUAUUACAUCACAUACCACCAGUGGAACUCCAAACCAGAGUUUAUCGUCUGCACACACAACGUGGUCAGUUAUGCUGAAGUCCGAGCGGAGAGAAGGAGAGAAUUUGGAUUGAAGGAAACCUCAUCUGAUAUGGCGACGUCCUCAAUCAAGGAGCAGGAGGUGUUUUUAGACAUGUGUCCUCCCUUGGAUGCUCCGCGGGACAGAAUCAGCAGCACGCGAUCGGUGUCGUCGCCAAGCUCUAUAAAAUCAUCGCACACGGCGCUGUCCGACUCGGCAUCAAACUCCUCGGUGAGGUACACAGAGCCAUGCCCGUCGUCACGGCAACCUGCCUCCAUCGGUCCAGAGAAGUCAUCCAGCAGAAUGCCAAACAGCGGAUCAAAGAACCGGAUAAAAAGGCAGAGCUCUUCUGAGCCUACGUCUCUCUCCCCCUCCUGCAGUCAACAUUCCACCAUGACACAAGCUUUGUACGGAUUCCAGCAGCCUCAUUUAGGCGUAAUGCAUCAACUAAAGGAACAGCUGGAAGAGAGAACACGCAUCCUACAAGCUGACAUUAAAACUCAGCAGCAAGAGCUGCACGACAUUAAAGAGAAACUACAAAUCGCUAAUUUACAGAUGCUACUUCAGCAACCUAUACAGGGAGAGUUUACUGCUUCAGGUCCGCAGCAGCAGGGUCCAGGCAGGGCAACCCAACAUGGCACACAUCCCAAACCUCAACACUGUGUCUCACAUUCACCUCACACACUGCACAGAGAACCGCCGAGUAGCUCAUCUGCUCAGGUGCAGCCAAGACUGGUGCAGAGUGGACAGAUGCAGGCUGUCAGUGUUCCAAUGCAGACACACACGAGUCUGACCACACCAUUCUACAGCAAUCCAAUGAUGUUCUCUCCGAAUCACGGACACAGAACCCAACACGAAACCCAUUGCCAUAGACAAACACACACCGAGUACAGCCAGGAUCCACAGCUACGGAUGCUGCUGAACCAGCCAAUGCAGACGCUUGUACCAGACAGCAGUGGGGGAGCAUCUUCUCAAUGCAGUUCAGCUGUUCUACAAACCAAAUAUCCUCUAGACCAGCAGAUGAUGGCUCCACCCUUCCCUGUGCAACAGAUGAAUUGCAACGCUGUACUUGUCCCCUCCCCUGUCUUCACCUCACCAAUCAUGAUCCCCCAUAAUAGUUUCAUCUCCCACCAGGCCACGCCCACCUACACGCCUCACCCGUCAGCUACGCCGCACAGCUUACCACUACAGCAGCCUCAUCAGUUCUUUCAGAUGCAGCCUCAGGGUCUGAUUCACAGUGCUCCCACACAGGCCUUAUUCCAUACCCCAAAUGUUCCACAGCAAAGCACCGUGGGAUACCUACAGCCACCCCAACAACAACAACAGCAGCAGCAGCACCAACAUACCCAGUCCGGCAACCUGUUGGACUACAGGAACAUGCUCCCCCGGUAGCCCCGCUCACAGGGAGAAGCCAAGAGUUUGCAGAGAAAGCAUGCUGAGCAAUUAGCUCUGUGGCAUGAGUGAAAGGAAUGAUGGGAAGGGACUAUCGGCUCAGGCUCCCUCUGGAGCCAAAUCAAGAAAGCCAAAGUCCCUCACAGUCCCCAUGAUUGCGCACGAUGGCAUCCCAAGGCUCUGCCCUGCCCAGACCGCCCAUAGAUGCUGGGAUGCGUUGGAGGAGCCCGAGGGGGCGUGACCCAUCUGGUAUUCGUGGAGGCAGGGGAAGCUCGGAGCGGUCGAGCAGAUGCUCUUAUUGACGAUAUUAAGAACUGGAUGCGAAGUGGAUAUGAAAGAUGCUAAGACUUGAGCUGUGGUUAUAUUUGUUCCUAUGGAGGUUUUUGGCACUUGUUACAGCUAGAUUGUGUUAUCUGGAAAUUUCAACAGACACAAGAGAGACAAAAUUAAGCAAUCAAGAAAUGCCUUGACAGUUGGGUGAUAGAACAGCUGUGAGUGAUGUCACAUUUUGUCAUCACUUACAAAAAUGAGUAACAACACAAGUUAAGUGAGAAUUCCCCCCAAAAAAACAACAGAAUUGUAAAAAAACUGCAGGGCUCAUCUUCACAGAUCAUAACCUACAAAUCCUUUUCUUCUGAGCUUUGUGUAUGAGCGGUUGUUUUGGAGGAGAGGAGCCAGGCACAGGAAAGAACAGGGUCAAACCUCUCUUGUACUUUAGCUUUAUGGCCAGACAGACAUUAUGUUAACAUUAACAUAUAGAAACUUGAAUAACGUUAAAAUAUUUAAGAACAAUUUUAGGGUCAACAAUUAACUUUUCUACCUUUGUUCCGAGAUCUACUGUACAUAUUGUUCCUCCGCAUGAGUUAUGAAAGCUCAUUAAGAACAGACGUACAUUUCAAAUCUCGUUUUUUUCAGGUAAAGCGUGUUGACUCUCUACACGAAAGGUUCUCAUUUGUUAUUUUGAGGUGUUUCAGACAUCUGUGACCCAGAUUGUCAACAUGUUCACACAGUGAAACUGUAGUGAUGUUGUCAAUAUCAGCACAGCAAAGUAUGUGUUUGGUAUUUGUUUUGGUAUUCAUUAUUUUUCAAUUGAUCUGUGAAAAUCUCAUUGUCAGUAUUAUACAGAGAAAAAGCUCUGUUUAAUUUGGGUGUUAUAGCAGUCGUGUGACAUUUUUGCGUGAGAUUGAAUGAUUUAAGACAAUCUUAAUGUGAUGACUUUAAACAGGGCACAGGGGUGCAGAAUUAAAGGUAAAGUUCACUUUAAAAAUUAACAUUCUGUCAUUAUUUACACGCCCUCUCAUCAUUUCAAACCUACAUGACUUUCUUUCUUCUGCAGAACACAAAAGAAGAUAUUUUGAAAAAUGUUGGUAACAGAAAACCGUUGGGAUUUUUCAGAAUAUCUUGUGUCUUGCUGAAGAAAUAAAAUGACAACAAGGUAAGUAAAUGAUGACAGAGUUUUAAUUUUGAAGGUGAAUUAUUUCUCAAAUAUUUUCACCUACCUGUAUAACUUGGGCUCACAAAUACGUCUCAAAUAUUAGCCAAAACAUGCUUAUUGGGCCUUCUUCAUGAAGCACAACCAUAAUGUUUUGCUUUUGUUUCAUGAAUAAGAACUUAUGUCUCCCUUUCAUUUCAUUUUUAUGUUUUGUUUGUCACUCAAUAGUCAAACAUUUUACCUCUUACAAAAGAUUCAAAGCAAAACAUCAAGAAAUCACAGAAUUAUUUUCUUCUUCGUAGGGACUUUAAGCUGUGCUCUCCCCUGUCCUGUCAAACCUUGCACAUGUAAAGACUGGUGCUGAUUAUUUUUGUAAAAAUCUUUAAAAGUCUAAAAUCAAGGUUCGUGAAAGCUUACAAUAUGUGCCCUUCUGCAUGCUGUGCAAUAAAAAAAUAAGAAUGUUUGUCAUUUAUACUUAUAAAAUAUUUUUGUUUGUUGGCAGGUAUGUUUUCUUGUAUUAGCAAGAGGCAUUUCAUACUAGUAAAAGCCUGUUCAAAUGAAAAAUAUUUUUGUAUGAUACUUCACAUUCCUUUAGUUAUGUAUAGCAAAGUUUGAAACUCCCGCACGCUCUCAGGUGCAACAUACACGGGUGUUUUGCUUUAGAAAUCAAUGUUUGCUUUCCAAAGCACCAUAAUUCAGUAGUUUUGACCGAUUAAAUUACUCAAAGGAAGCACUCCAGAGAUUAUAUUUGAAAUCUAUAACCCUUAUAUUAAUUUUCCCAUUAUUCUAACACUAUAUCUAACUGACCUGCCCAUUUGAACCAUUUCUGAACAUUUUCCAAAGGUUUUUGUAAGGAGUCUGAAUUGAAUAACUGGUCAUCUCAUCACUAGAAAGAUGUUUCAUGUGUUUUUGUAUCUUUAUACAUUGAAUAUGCUGUUUGUUGCAGCAUUUCUGUGGACAUGGCUUGGUUGUGCAUGGAUCUAAACAGCAACGGUUAUGAGACUAAAAUACACUACAAGACUUUUGCUCAUCAGAUCUGUUUAGAUUUUAAAAGUCUUGUAUUGUAUUCCAGCCAUUAGUGGGUUUUAUCUGAAACCUUAAAAAGUCUGCAAGUGUACGAUGCCUAAAAAAAGUCGUUUCGAUUUUAAAAGUCCAUUAGAUGAAUGCACGGCUGAGUUAGUAGGACACUGUAUAAUGUGCCAGGGUGUUCAGUAUCAGUGCCUCUUGUUUUCACUCAAAAAUAGCAAAGGCUCAACGAUCCGAUGUGUUCAGUCAUGUGCCAGCCAUUUUAGAGAAACAUCUGUGUGCAUCUUACCCUGAACAAAACCAGCUGCUUCCUUCUGGUUCCUUAGUUUAACAGCUAUUUUGGUGUUUUCUCAAAUAUUUUGCCAGCCAGACUCAAACAUUUAGUCUCAAAUGCUCCAAGGUUUGAUUGUUUUAAUGUGUACAUGUGUUGGCUGUGUUGUUUGCACAUAUGGAUGUUUGCGUCUUUGUGUCUAUUGGGCUGUGAGUGGUGAAGGAAAACUGACCCUCUUUUCUCUCCUGUGAAACUUAGCUCUGCUCGUGGAGACUGCACUUUAUUCUCAUCCCCCCGCACUUAAUUCUUUUCAUUUUGUAGAUUUCACUCUGGCGUGGAAUUCUCCCCAAAGUGUCUGUUUUCGUUUCAGGCCUUGUGGGUUUGUGUGACUGUGUGUUGGGAGUAUGAGAAGAGAAGAAAUGACACCUGGUGUAAACAGCCAUCUCUGCCGAUACUCUGCAAAAACACAAGAUGUUGUAAUAUAUGAUGUAUAAGCAAGAUAUUUAGAAAAUAUAGUUGUUUAUUUUAUAAGAUGUCUAAUAGAAAUACAUUUAUAUAAAUUGUCUGAUCUAAAAGUUAAAAACUGAGAUAUUUUGUAACAGUGUCUUAUUUGGAGGGGAAGGUAAAGCCUUUCUGUUUUGCAGUUCAGCGAGUUGGUGUUGCACAGUUGUUGUAUGGCUUGUUUACCCCUUUUUUCUUCUGUGUACAUAAACCAUCACAACAAGCUUUAAAUAUUGUUAAUUAUUGUUUUAAUAAAAUUAUUAAUAAAAUGUUUACAUUCUGAAAGAG
Messenger RNA from Triplophysa dalaica, 7500 nucleotides. It is a transcript of the gene npas2, whose product is annotated as neuronal PAS domain protein 2. Gene Ontology annotation, molecular function: DNA-binding transcription factor activity, RNA polymerase II-specific; protein dimerization activity; RNA polymerase II cis-regulatory region sequence-specific DNA binding. Gene Ontology annotation, cellular component: cytoplasm; CLOCK-BMAL transcription complex; nucleus. Lineage: Eukaryota; Metazoa; Chordata; Actinopteri; Cypriniformes; Nemacheilidae. The transcript is spliced from 22 exons. The coding region runs from base 1439 to 3982 and encodes 847 amino acids. Gene Ontology annotation, biological process: circadian regulation of gene expression; regulation of transcription by RNA polymerase II. The record is from RefSeq and is a predicted model, not a curated record.